CGCUAUGCCUGCUGCUGCGCACUCUCUCGAAGGCAAGGUUGCAGUCGUCACGGGUGGAGCGAGUGGAAUCGGGCUCGCGACGGUCAAGGCGUUCCUCGAGGCGGGCGCGGCGGGCGUCACCCUGGUCGACCUCAAGGAGGACGCCCUCUCGUCGGCCGUUGCGUCGCUCGAGCUCAGCGAACACGACGCUGCACGCGUUCUGACUGUCGUAGGAGACGUCGCAGACGAGGCGACAGCGGAGAAGUACGUCCGGGAGACGAGCGAGCGGUUCGGGCGGGUGGACGUGAGCGUGCAGUGCGCCGGCAUCAGCCUCCCGACGACCAACGUGGUCGACCUCGACGUCGACGACUGGGACAAGACGAUCAAGGUCAACCUGCGAGGCGUCUUCCUCGGCGUCAAGCACAGCCUGCGGGGCAUGCUCGCGUCUCCGUCUGGCGGCAAGGACUGCUCGGUCGUCCUCAUGUGCUCCCAGCUCGGCCUCGAAGGCUACCCGGGCUCGUCAGCCUAUGCGGCGUCCAAGUUUGCGCUUCGCGGCCUCAUGGUUUCUGCAGCUGCCGAGGUCGGCCCGGCCGGCAUCCGCAUCAACGCGGUCGCGCCAGGACCUAUCGACACGCCCAUGCUCGCCGGCUUCUCGGCACCCGGGCACACGACCAAGGGCAACAUCAAGCGAGCGGGCCACGCGCACGAGAUUGCCAACGCCGUCCUCUUCUUCGCGAGCGACGCAGGCUCGUACUGCUCGAGCACGACGCUCAAGGUUGAUGGAGGAUGGAGCAAAUGGUGCUAGACACAGAGCUGCAACGACGAUGGUCUCUUUUUGCGUCUUU
Molecule: messenger RNA, 824 nt
Organism: Rhodotorula graminis WP1
Lineage: Eukaryota; Fungi; Basidiomycota; Microbotryomycetes; Sporidiobolales; Sporidiobolaceae
Exons: 6
Coding region: 5-784 (259 amino acids)
Molecular function (GO): oxidoreductase activity
Source: RefSeq, a predicted model, not a curated record